Hyla sarda is the source of this 5303-nucleotide messenger RNA. It is a transcript of the gene NOVA1, whose product is annotated as NOVA alternative splicing regulator 1. Gene Ontology annotation, molecular function: mRNA binding. The transcript is spliced from 5 exons. Gene Ontology annotation, biological process: regulation of alternative mRNA splicing, via spliceosome; mRNA splicing, via spliceosome. Gene Ontology annotation, cellular component: cytoplasm; nucleus. Bases 713 to 2239 code for a protein of 508 amino acids. The record is from RefSeq and is a predicted model, not a curated record. Lineage: Eukaryota; Metazoa; Chordata; Amphibia; Anura; Hylidae.
ACGCUGUAUCACCCAGAGCGGCAGCCACCAGAGAGCCCGAGCGAGCAGCAGGCAGGGGGAUUAUUAGGAAACAAAAGAGAGAGGAGGAGGAGGAGAGAAAGCAAGGAAACAAGUCAGAGGCUGCGAUCAGCACCACUCUUCUCUUACACACAUACACAUCUCGCUCUCGCUCCUUUCUUUCCUCCUCAGCCCUUCUUCAUCCCCUUUUCCUCCACACACCCCUUCCCUCCCCAUCACUCUGCACCCUCCCCUCUUCUCUGUGUUUCUCAGUCCCAGCCAUCUUGCUUUAUUUUCUGCUUGCUACCUCUCCGCUUCCCUCCCUCCUUUAUCUUUCUCUCAUUCCCCAAUCCUUCUCUAUCACCCCCUUCUCCUUUCUCCCUGCACACUUUCCUCGCCACCCCCACCGUUCUGCACUCCUCCCCCUCUUUUCUCUCUCUCUUUUUCUCUUCCUCUCUCUUUCUCUCUCUCCAUCCCUUUCCUCCCCCUCCUGGCUUCUCUUUUAUUUAUUUAUUUUGUGUUGCUCUUCUCCGUCUCUGUUUCCCCUUCUCCCUUGUAUUGCUGUGUCUGUAUUUUUUGGAGGUGCACCAGGGGGCUCCCCCUUUGCAGUGCUUGCAGUGCAGGUAGCGGGGUCCCCCUUCACUCCCCUCCUACCCCAGCCUGUGGCCCCCCCUUGUGUCCCCCCUCUGCUCUCAGCUUGCUGCAGCCCACAAACAUGAUGGCGGCAGCUCCCAUCCAGCAAAAUGGGACCCACAGCGGGGUCCCCAUAGACCUAGACCCCCCAGACUCAAGGAAAAGACCCUUGGAAGCCCCGCCGGAGGCUGGAAGCACCAAGAGGACCAACACUGGAGAAGACGGCCAGUUUUUCCUAAAGGUCCUCAUUCCUAGUUACGCAGCCGGAUCUAUCAUAGGAAAGGGUGGGCAGACCAUCGUCCAGCUACAGAAAGAGACGGGAGCAACAAUCAAGCUUUCCAAAUCCAAAGAUUUUUAUCCAGGUACCACAGAGCGGGUCUGUCUGAUCCAGGGCACUGUAGAAGCUCUCAAUGCUGUCCAUGGCUUCAUUGCAGAGAAAAUUCGAGAAAUGCCACAGAACGUGGCCAAGACGGAACCGGUCAGCAUCUUGCAACCACAGACUACGGUCAAUCCUGACCGUAUCAAACAAACAUUGUCAUCAUUACCACCAGCCACCAAGUCCUCUCCAUCCGACCCCAUGACCAUCUCCAGAGCCAGCCAGGUGAAGAUCAUCGUUCCCAACAGCACUGCAGGUCUGAUCAUCGGUAAAGGAGGAGCCACUGUGAAGGCAGUAAUGGAACAAUCUGGUGCAUGGGUACAGCUUUCCCAAAAACCAGAUGGCAUUAAUCUGCAGGAACGAGUGGUGACUGUAAGUGGAGAGCCAGAACAAAACCGCAAAGCUGUAGAGCUGAUAGUGCAGAAGAUCCAGGAGGACCCACAGAGUGGCAGCUGUUUGAACAUCAGCUAUGCCAAUGUCACCGGACCUGUAGCUAACUCCAAUCCCACAGGAUCUCCGUAUGCCAACACUGCUGAAGUUCUGCCUACUGCUGCGGCGGCAGCAGGGCUUCUAGGACACGCCAACCUCGCUGGAGUGGCUGCCUUCCCUGCUGUUCUAUCCGGAUUCACUGGCAAUGAUCUGGUCGCUAUCACAUCAGCUCUUAACACCUUGGCCAGUUACGGCUAUAACCUCAAUACUUUAGGGUUGGGACUGAGUCAAGCAGCAGCCACCGGAGCACUAGCAGCUGCUGCUGCAAGCGCUAACCCAGCCGCAGCUGCAGCAGCCAACUUGCUGGCUACGUAUGCCAGUGAAGCAACUGCGGGUGGUGGCACUGCAGGGGGAGCGGCUGGAACGUUUGCACUAGGCAGCCUAGCUGCAGCUACGGCAGCUACUAAUGGAUAUUUUGGGGCAGCAUCCCCACUAGCUGCUAGCGCCAUUUUGGGCACUGAGAAGUCAACGGACGGCUCCAAGGACGUAGUAGAAAUUGCUGUGCCAGAAAAUCUAGUAGGUGCCAUUCUUGGCAAAGGUGGCAAGACAUUGGUGGAAUAUCAGGAGUUGACUGGCGCCAGGAUACAGAUCUCCAAAAAAGGGGAGUUUGUCCCCGGUACCAGAAAUCGUAAAGUAACCAUAACAGGCACACCAGCCGCCACGCAAGCUGCCCAGUAUCUAAUCACGCAACGAGUCACUUACGAGCAAGGUGUUCGGGCGGCCAACCCACAGAAAGUGGGUUAAUUGCCCCCUCUGCCCUUCUCCCCUUCCCAGGAUGUUAACUUAAUUGUCCCUCCCUUAUUCCUUCUUCUUUUCAUGGAUGUACUGUAUUUUGCAGGAGCGAUUUAUAUUUUAUUUUUUAUUUGAAUUUUAUUUUAGUUUUUUGUUUUGUUAUUGGCAGGGGAAGUGCGCGUCGGGUUAUUAAUAUAUAAUUAUGCAAAUGAACGCAACAGUGUUGACAAAGCGCAUCUGUAAAUAAUACAUGUUCUGCGGAUGUUUUGGAGAGGGGAUUUUUUUAGUGUUUUUUUAAUUUUUAUUUUUUUUAAUUUUGAAGGAUUUUGACAGGUUAUCUCUCUCUCUCUCUCUCUCUCUCUCUCUCUCUCUCGUUGAGGUUUUAUUGUUUACGCGUCAAAAAGAAAAAAAAAGUAAAAGUUUUUGAAGCCUGCCAUUUUACCAGCAUUGUUGUAGUUGAAAAAUGAAUUGAAUGUAAACAUGAAGUGACGCAUAGGUUUUAAACUUCUGUGAGGGCUGACGCUUCCAGUAAUGCACUGCAGAGCCACGUGUUGCUGGUCCCUUCAGAACCUGCACAGUUAUCAGUAUUAGUCCUAAGUGACGCUGUAACUGAACUACUGUUUUGCUGGAAAACAGCAGGGAGGGGGGUGGGGUCGGGGGGUUGAGUUACCUAUAAAACAAAAGGGAGUAAAGAAAAUCAAAAGCACUGUCCAACUUCACUCAUGCUUCCUGCCCUGGGGUGGCAGCGUAUGAGGGAAAAACAUGUUUUGGAAUAAAAAAAAAGAAAAAAAAUAGUUUUAAAUUAAAACAUAAAAGAUAUAUAUAUAUAUAUUAUCUAAAAGCAAUAUAGUUGCAAAAAAAGCACUGUAAAAAUAUAUAUUAAAAUGGUUAAAACUGUGGAAAAAAAUAACCUUUUUGGUAAGUUUACAGAUCAGUGUCUUCAUAACAACCUGUAUGACGAAUAUUCCGGCUGGCCAGGCUACAUUUCUAUCAUUUAUGGCUCGCUGAUCCCAUCAGAUUUAACUCUUCUGAUGGGUGACGUUUGGUUUUCAUAAGAGCUGUGUCUGUUUUCUUCCUCCAUUGGGUUUUUCCCUCCUGCCCCUUCAUGCUGAAAUCCUUUAAAUCCCCAGUCUCUCACCCCAUCUUGUUUUAAUUGCAUUAAUCACCCAUGUUUUUUUUUUUUUCUUCACUAGUCGACCUUAUUUCCGAUCUUACUCUGGAGAGACAACAAUGUCACAUGUUCAGCAACAAAUUCACAAUGGCAGUCUGAGUUAACGUAUUACUUGCCAUUGUUUGGGGUUGUGGCAGCUAAAUCUUUAAAGGCAUUCCUCUGUUAAAAUACAACCUCCAGCUUUCAUUUUUUAUUCUUAUGUUUUCUUAUUACUAAGCUAUAAGCAAGACGGUCAGUUUAUAAUUUACAAUUAAUGUUAAUGGCUUUCAUUUGGGGUUUGUAGGACUGGGGUUUUAACUAGACCCCAUAGUACCUGGCCAGCCACGCACCAGUUGAUCCAUUAACAUCCUCCCCUUUUAGAUGUAGUGUUGUGUUGUGUGCGUAUUGGGGAUUUUUUAAGCCAAACCACGCACACGCGCAACAACUUAAAGUGCCAACUGUUAGCUGAUGAGGUUUCAUUAUCUGCAACGACUUAGCGAGGACGUUGCCUUUUAAAAACGCUUCUGAUUGUGUAUAAUUUUAACACUAGCGAUCUCUUAGUGUUGUCAAUGUAGAAUUUACUGUGAACAGUAUCUGUGAUUUUUAGCUGUUUUUUGAUCCCUCCGGGGCUAGGCUCCACCAGCCGCCGCUGGCUCCGAUGGUCGUUUACCUGCAUGUUCUUUUUCCGUGGGGCAUCUUUAUGUCGGCUUCAGUCAGUACUUCCCUGCAUGCUUGUUUAGCUGAGGUAGUGUUCAUUUCCGGCGUGUGUCUACCUGUCGCAGCGCAGGUUCCUCCAAGGGCCAUUUUAUUAAUUUUUUUACUUUUUAGAAUAAGCCUUUUUUUUUUGUUUUUGUUUUCCAACUUGUCACCUCCUCCAUGUUUCUGAGUGCCAACUAGCCAGAUCAUUAUGUUAACCUCUGCAUUUGGGCCACCAAGCCACUAAAUUGUGGUCGUUCAUAAACCCAGCAUCUUCUCAUGCUAUGCAUGCAGUCGUAAAAAAAAAAAAAAAACUAUAAAAAAAAUUCAAUGGACAUGAAAGUAAUUAAAAAAUAGUAAAUAAUAAUACUAAAAAAAAACAAAAAAAAUAAACUAAAAUGCUGGCUACCUCUGGAUCAUCAGGCUGAAAAAUUCCCAAACAACAGUUUUCCUUCCAUCUCAACUUCAAUCCAUUGAUAACGUCCAUCAUAACCAACUCAGUGACAUUUUCCGCUGCUCCUCCUGUGCAACUGAUAACUGAACAAUGAUUGUGAUGUCCUCUCGUCUGGCUUCUCGUCCAGCAUCUCUUUCUGAACUGUGAUCUUUUUUUUUUCUUUUUUUUACUUAUCAUUAAACUUAAAAACAAAAAGACCUUCAUUACCAUGUUAGUUUAACCAGUCACUAGUGUCCCCUCUGUGGUGGACACUAACAAAAAUGUGGAUUAUUGAGUUUAACCCUUCUUCCAUCAGUUCCUUUACCCCAGAACCUUCCUGCCUUACUCUUGUGCAGUUUUUGUUCACUGUUAUGAGCCCCACAACUUCCGAGGGACCGGUGACGCACGGCUGUCUAUCCUCACAAGCCGCGUCAUAGGCUUCUCGAGCUAGGGGGGUUGAUCCAGCCAUUCCAAUCUGAUGAUCAAGUCAAUUUCUUUUUUUUUUUCUUUUCUUCUUUCUUUACUUCCAUUUUCACGUUCUCUUUGAUUAUAGAAAAAAAAACAUUUUCAAAAAGAGAAAACUGAUAUAUAUAAAAAAAAGGAAUGAUAUUGCUUGUUUUUCAAAUGGAAAGAGCAAAGCUGUCGUACAACUGUGUUUUAAUUGGUAAUGGUUAUUUAUCGUUAAUAGUCUCUGUAGCUCUGUAAGUUUUUAUGACAAUACAGUGUAACUAGUGGUUAGCCGAUGAUGCGAAUAUAUUUACUCAUAUCAUUAUAAAUGUGCUUUGUUCAUCAUGUAC